This is a messenger RNA of Ornithodoros turicata, 1401 nucleotides long. RefSeq lists its product as uncharacterized. Lineage: Eukaryota; Metazoa; Arthropoda; Arachnida; Ixodida; Argasidae. The record is from RefSeq and is a predicted model, not a curated record. Bases 1 to 1401 code for a protein of 466 amino acids. The transcript has a single exon.
AUGCACCAGGAUGCUCUACAACUGUCCCUUCGGACUCUUCAGGUGACUCGGCUGUUGCAGGCCCUGGGCUUUCAGGUGAAUUCACAGAAGUCUCAAACCCUCAAAUGCCAAGCACUGACAUUCCUGGGGUUCAUUAUCAACACACAGAUCAUGCGUAUUCAGCUCCCAUUGGAAAAGAAGGAGCAAAUUUUGGCGCAGAUCCGGUUUCUUCUCACAACACCUCGGAUAUCGCCACGGGAGCUGUCUCAAAUAAUUGGCAAACUCAAUGCGACCGUGCUAGCAGUUUUUCCAGCUCCCCUUCACUACAGAGCUCUGCAACGGUUACGCAGAGUAGCCCUGCGCAGAGGCUCCUACGAUGUGGUAGUUUCUUGGACUCCCGCAGCCAUGGAGGAACUACGGUGGUGGGAGAAAAACCUACUGCACUGGAACGGUCGACCCCUCCACGACGACAAGAUUGCUUUGGUGAUCCAGUCAGACAGCUCCCUUCUUCGUUGGGGAGCAGUAUGCAGGGGUGUUUAUAUAGGACAGCCUUGGCUGCCUCAGGAUCGUGCUCUUCACAUAAACGAACUGAAAGCUGCCAUCCUUGCUCUGCAAACAUUUGCAAGAGGGUUGAAGCAGGGCUGUGUGUUGAUCCAGAUGGACAACACAGGGGCAAUAACGGCAAUCAACAAACUGGGCAGCGCUCGCUCAUUGACCCUAUUUUCCUUCGCACAUCAAAUGUGGUUCUGGUGCUUCCAAAAGGGGUUGACAGUCAGGGCAGAACAUAUCCCAGGGAGAAUGAACAUUCAAGCAGAUUGGGCGUCGAGGGUAGACCUCGACAGCAGCAGCUGGAAACUCGAUCCAUGUCAGUUCAACAAAAUAAGCUAUUUGUGGGGACCUUUUCAGACAGACCUAUUUGCGGACUUCACAAACUUCCAAAUUCCACACUUCUACAGCUGGAAGCCAGACCCUUGCUCUCAGGGGAUAGAUGCAUUCACCAAGGAUUGGAACUCCGAGAUCAAUUACGCUUUUCCUCCGUUUUGUCUGGUAGGGAAAUGCAUUCAAAAAAUCCAGCAGGCCACAACGACACUGGUCUUGAUAGCACCGGUAUGGCCUGCACAGACAUGGUACCCAUCCCUACUUCAAGCGCUCGUGGACCAACCCAGACUGAUUCCCCACCACCCGCGGCUCCUUCUCAACAAUGCGCAUCUUGGUCACCCCUUAAUUUUGAGCGGUGGACUUCGCCUAGCAGCAUGGAAGGUCUCCAGCAACACCAAGCUCCGCAGUCGCUUUCGCCACACUCUGCCACACUCAUCAGUGCAGCAUGGCGUCAGUCAACAAGAGCGGCUUAUAGUUCGUGCUGGCGCAGGUGGUCUAGCUGGUGUGUUGAACAACAAGUUGAUCCACUUCAUCCCACUUUGA